ACUCUGAAGGCCACCUGUCGGUAGUCUGACCUCUUUCUGAUAAGCGUGAAUGAUCAGGGAAACAUAAACACGGUGAUUGUUACACAUGGCGGAUAGGGAACGUCGGACGUACGGGUACAUUGUAGUGGGCUGUGGCGGUGUGGGGAGUGCUGCCCUCUACUGGCUGUCGAAGAGGGUGGGAUCAGAUGUGUUGGGGUUGGAGCAGUUCAAAUUAGGUCACGAUAAUGGAGGUUCCCAAGAUCACUCGCGGAUUAUACGUCUGGCCUACCACGAUGACAUGUACACCAGAUUGACUCCUGAUACCUACAGAGCAUGGGAGGAGGUUGAGAGGGAGUCAGGGGUGCAGCUUGUCUACAAAACGGGAGGAGUAAAUUUGGCCAGGAGGGACGAGAUGGGGAACAUAAUCGACAAGUAUGCUGAGGCGAUGAGCGCCAACAAUAUCAGAUACCAAAGACUGACUGGCAAAGAACUUCACGCCAAAUUCCCGCAGUUUGAGACUUCUGACGAAUACACGGCUAUCUACGAACCAAUGGCUGGGCUUGUGGACGCGGCGAUGGGCAACGCAGUUCAUGUGCAACUGGCAUAUGCACAUGGUGCUACAGUAAUAGAGAACUGCCCUGUCCAGAGACUUGAAAAAAUACAAGAUGGUUCGAUAAAAGUUUAUACUCCGAAAGGAGUAUUCUAUUGCCGGAAGUUGAUCGUGUCGGCAGGUGCCUGGCUGAACCAUGUGUUGGGUUCUAUAGGACUCCAAAUCCCCGUCUACGUCACACAGGAACAAGUGACCUAUUUUGCUACACCGCAUGUUAAGGAAUUUACAAAAGAAAAGUACCCGAUAUGGAUUUAUCACUCGCCUAAAUACGACUUUUACGGUCUUCCAAUGCACGGUAAUUCCGGAAGUAAAAUUGGUGUUGAUGCAGGUGGACCCGUGGUAACAGCUGAUACCCGGAACUUCAAUCCAGAUCCGGUCAGAGAGCAGGCCUGUAUUGAGCACCUGAAAAAGACAAUCCCCAGGUCACUGGGACCCCUGAUGUACACUAAGACCUGUCUAUACACCAUGCCCCCAGACCGCCAUUUUGUUGUCGACACCUGUGGGAAAAGAGUAAACGGUUACGACAACGUUAUAUUGUGUUGUGGAGCAGGACAUUGUUACAAGUUUGCCAGUCUGUUGGGGAGAAUACUAAGUGAACUGGCUAUUGACGGAAAAUCUCGGUACGACAUAUCAAAAUUCAACAUUGACCGACCCGCACUGACUGACCCCGACUGGAAACCGCAGCUGUAUAUGGGAACAGGUGGAAAAGUACCAACUAAGGAAUCUGUCAACUCCAAACUUUAAAUACGUCCAUCAGUCAAUAAUCAUUCAAUGUUGUCAACUCCAAACUAUAAAUACACCCAGCAGUCAAUAACAUUUAAUGUUGAUUUUAGUUUAUAACUAUGUAAACUGUGAUAGCGACAUGUUAUGCUAAUGCCGCAACAUAAUCGAAUUAAUCAAUUACCUAGUUUGUAGGAAAACCUAUGCUACUGACGGAUAGCAGUUGUUACGACUCUAUAUUUGUAGGAUACGGAGAAGUAGGAAUGUUAGUAUCACAAUGCACUCAGACAAUCCCAACUGAUUAAGAUUGAGAUCAAGUAUUUUCAUAUCCAUUCAUGCAUACAAUGUAGAUGCUAUAUAAUUAUAUAUAAUUCUUAGAUGAUGAAAGGAAAACAUUGUAACUACAUGUAGUGUAUGUAAAAUUAAUAAACAGCAUAAUGAUAGCUACA
Ostrea edulis (European flat oyster) is the source of this 1758-nucleotide messenger RNA. RefSeq names its product monomeric sarcosine oxidase-like. The record is from RefSeq and is a predicted model, not a curated record. The transcript is spliced from 9 exons. Gene Ontology annotation, molecular function: sarcosine oxidase activity; flavin adenine dinucleotide binding. NCBI's taxonomy places the organism in Eukaryota, Metazoa, Mollusca, Bivalvia, Ostreida, Ostreidae. The coding region runs from base 86 to 1333 and encodes 415 amino acids.